This is a messenger RNA of Medioppia subpectinata, 4314 nucleotides long. Lineage: Eukaryota; Metazoa; Arthropoda; Arachnida; Sarcoptiformes; Oppiidae. The record is from the annotation of a GenBank genome assembly.
AUGUUUACACAACUGAAGUAUACGAUUCGGUUCACAAUUAUGGGAGCGUUAAUAUCCGUACCAUUUAUUGUAUAUUUCAAUAAAGUGGUCGAAAUUAAUGGCCAAAUCAACGGCCGAUGGUUUAAGUAUCUGAAAGUAUUGUCCACUUUGUGGUCACAAAGGAAGGCGAGAAAGAAUCACAGAAUUCAUACACACAAUGCCCUAAGCGAUAGGGCACAGGACGCGGGUGUGUUGCCAUUUAAACACGAGUGGGAUUAUGAUUUACCUGCACAGACAAAAGCCGAGGAUUUGUUGAUAUAUGGCGUGAAUUCAUCGAAACAAAGCAUUUAUAUUGCAAUCAAAUGGAGACCAAAAGGAGUGAACGAUAAGAUUAAUGCAACCAUUAGUUUGAGAUUUGAUGACAACAACAGUAAUAGCUAUACAUUAGAGGAGGACUCGGAGGUCGAGUACCGGAGCAAUGAAUACAGAGUGUGUGGACUCGGCUUAGAGAUAUCGGUACCAUUCAAGAGGAAGCGAAUCAAAUUCCGGGGAUAUCUGACCAAAAACAAUGACAAACUGGUAUUCGUUAGGUUCCGGUUCUUAUGGUACGUUCUCUCCCGGGUCUAUGACUUCAGCCACGACUUCAACGACACAUUUAUGGCCAAAGAGUUGACACUAUCUUCAGAUAUAAAGGAAACCGAAAAUCGAUUCGAGAAUCGAUUUGAACAAUUCGGUCAAAUGAAAGGCACGUUUCGGGAAGAGUUUGAUGAGGAGAGACGGCUCUACUUCUGGGGCGCUAUCAGUAAAAAGUAUUUAAUGUCUCCAAUGAGUACACCAUUGAAGCGACGUAUCGUCAGAAUUAGUGGCUAUAAUAAGAUUGGAAUUGGUUUUCAAAUAGGGUUUGUGAACAUUAAUAAUAGCCAAACAUAUCGUUACGGCUUUCUCUUUGAAGAAUUGGGAAGAUUUCACAAAUUAUCCGAUAUUUCGUUAUCGGAGACAGACUUUGAAAACUUAUUAAAUAAUAAAAACAUGAAAUUUGUCGCUAAAUUCAAUGGAAAAGAGUUUAAGUUUGAAAUUAAACCAAAUAAAGGUUUGGCACAGAAUUUGAUGAUAAAUGGCGCCGAAGGAAUGUGUUUUGUAUCAGAAGAUAAUGACACAGAAUUUGGUGGUAAUAUUGAAUUACAAGAAGUAUCAGAGGACUCAUCGCAUGUUUUGGCGUUUAACGAGAAAUAUGCAAAACUCGUUGACUUAAGUGGAGGUAAAGGAAGUUCUUUAGCGGUUCUCAAGAGUUUGAGUGAAGAUUUGGUUAAAGAGAAGUACGAAAACACAUUCAAUGUUCCGAAUGGUGUUAUUGUGACCACAAAUGCUAGCGUUGACUUAAGUGGAGGUAAAGGAAGUUCUUUAGCGGUUCUCAAGAGUUUGAGUGAAGAUUUGGUUAAAGAGAAGUACGAAAACACAUUCAAUGUUCCGAAUGGUGUUAUUGUGACCACAAAUGCUUAUCAAAGACUUCUUCGGGAACACAAGGAUGUGAUGAAAGGCAUCCAAGACUUGGAAGACUCGACACAAUUGACAACACAAGAGCUUAAAACUAAAUGCUCUCAAUUAGUAGAUCUGAUAUCUAAUCACAGUUUACCACAAAUUAUUAGACAAGAAAUCAAAGGCAAAUUGAAUGCAAAUUUCAAUGAUUUUGAAAACAAUUUAUUUGCCGUCAGAUCUUCGGGCGCUUCAGAAGACUCGGAAGAGAUGUCAGCCGCCGGACAAAUGACUACUUUUCUCGGUGUCAGAGGUUUGGAUAACAUCUGUGAGGCUGUGAUGAAGUGCUGGUCUUCACAGUUCUCUCACAUCGCAUACGAGUAUAAGAGAGGUUACGGACAGACCAUUAAUACCCCGAUGGCUGUUGUCAUCCAAGAGAUGAUUGGCUGCGAAUCGGCGGGAAUGAUUGGCUGCGAAUCGGCGGGAGUUAUGUUCACUUGUGAUCCGAUUACCGGCGAUGAGAGGGUUAUUGAGAUUACAGGCAAUUAUGGAUUGGGAGAAUCUGUGGUCUCCGCGUCUUCAGAACCCGACACAAUCAAAAUGUCGGUUAAUAUUGAGUCCAACUCUUUGUCCAAACGAAGACAUAUUAAGGGAAUUGAAUCCAAAGUCAUCGGACAGAAGAAGACUUUAAUCAGAUUAUUAGAAAAUGGAGGCACUCUUGAGGAAGACAUUGAGGAUACGAAUAGCUGUUGUGUUAGCGAUGAAGACUUAUAUCGUUUGGCAGAUUUGGGCUUAAAAAUUCAAUCAUAUUAUGGAGACGCAAGAGAUAUAGAAUGGGGUCUAAAAGGGGGCCAAAUAUUUAUGCUUCAGUCGAGACCCGUAACUAAUUUAGACAAUUCUUACACCGAUUACGAGAUUAUGCAUGAAUUGGACACAGCACAUCCAUCUGAGUUUGAGAUAUACUCUCGAGCUCAUUGGGGCGAGAACUACCCUGCGGUAACUAUUGUCUUACAGCGGGAAGUGCUGGCCUCGGAUACGAGCGCCACAAUGGAUGACUACAACCCGUACGUCGAUAUGAUGGGUGUCUGUUAUAAUCAGCUAUUUUUCAAUCUGACAAAUUACGUGUUCGACCGGUUCUACGACUACCCGGAGUCCAAACUGUCCGAGUAUUCAGUGCUGGCCUUCUUCGGGCAUCACAUCACAGAUAGGGAUACUUUGGAUAUGUUUCAGGAGAAACGGCAUCGCCUUCACAGGCCAUCACUCAUCGAGAAUAUCAAAUACUACGCAAACAUAUUCUUCUUCGGUCGGGCGAAGAUGUUCGCCGAUAUCGACAAAUAUAUGGGUCACUACGAUAUGGUCCAGAAGUUGAGACAGUAUUCGGGCGCCAAACGGGUCUUCGACGGCCUCAUGAAGGAGUACGAGAUGACUGAUGUCAUGUUCUUCCACCACAGUUGGGCCACUCAGGGCUCCACCAUUAAGAAUGAAGGCGCCAAACGGGUCUUCGACGGCCUCAUGAAGGAGUACGAGAUGACUGAUGUCAUGUUCUUCCACCACAGUUGGGCCACUCAGGGCUCCACCAUUAAGAAUGGUAUCAUAAGAUACCUUCUCGAGACCGCACAACAAAACAACCCAAACCUGGAGUCGGACAUGAAUUUACUCAUCUCUUCGUGCGACGAAGUGGUCAGCGCCGAAGUGCCCAACCGUUUGCGUGAUAUCGCUGUAGCCAUCGAAGACAGGCAACGAUUCGUCCGUCUCAGCGAUGAGGAGGCGCUCGAAGAGCUCCGGCGCGGAACCGGUGAGGCGUCGCGACUGUUCGGUCAGUUUCUCAAAGAUCACGGCCACAGAGGCUAUAAAGAGAUGGAUCCCUACUGUAAGCCCUGGGAAGACAAUCCCAUUCCAUGCGUGAAGAACUUGAAGGGAAUCCUUUCGGGCAGUGAAAACCUAUUGAAGCCAAAAGUAGUCAAAUCGGUCGAUGAAGUGUAUUCCUCCCCUGGAGUCGAAAGGGUGUCGGCUAUCGAGANAAUCCUUUCGGGCAGUGAAAACCUAUUGAAGCCAAAAGUAGUCAAAUCGGUCGAUGAAGUGGUCAACGAAUUGCGGACUCCGUUGUCGUUCUGGAGGCGGUAUCUGAUCCGUAAAGUAUUCCUCCCCUGGAGUCGAAAGGGUGUCGGCUAUCGAGAGGUGUCCAAAGGGUUUAUGGUUUGGUUUAAUCAUCGGAUCCGCAAAGGGUUCACAUAUUUGGCCGAAACGAUGGUCGCGGAGGGACUCAUACCGUCUGUGGACUCGUUCUUCUUCCUGACCAUCGAUGAGAUCGAGCGGCUCUGCAAUGGAGACAGAGAUGCACUCAUUUUGGCGAAAGUACGCCAAAGAAGGCGAUUGUACCCAAAGAUGGAUAAAUACAAGUUUGAAGAGAUCAUCAAAGGGCCAGAAAUGAUGCCCAAAAAUUUUGAAGAGAAGAUCGAUAUUCCGAUAUCUACUGAGGGAUCCCUUAGAAUGUCCGGAACUCCUGUAAGUCUGGGAACAGUUAAGGCAAGAGUCUGUGUGGCAGAGAAUAUUAGUGACGCCGAUAAUAUUCAACCGGGAGAUAUUCUGAUCACGUACUCGACGGACAUCGGUUGGAGUCCAUACUUCCCAUUACUUUCGGGUAUAAUCACAGAAAUCGGUGGAACGAUAUCUCACGGGGCAGUCAUUGCCCGCGAAUACGGGAUCCCGAAAAUCGGUGGAACGAUAUCUCACGGGGCAGUCAUUGCCCGCGAAUACGGGAUCCCGAGUCUGAUAGCAGUGGAGGGCGCGUGUCGUGCCUUCAGGACCGGCGAUAUCUGUCUAUUGGACACUAAGACACAGACCAUCACUAGAAUCGCUUAA